AUGCGAGGAGUGGAAGAGUUGGCAUCGGAAAAUAAGGACGAGACGAGAAGCGGCCGCCGCAAUCUGGGAGGAAAGCAACAUUUUCGGGGAGGCGGGGAAAGAUCGGUAGACUCAGCUUUAAGCCCUCCGCGCCGGGGUACCCCCGGAUCCCCGCAGUCUCAGCUCGCCCACGGAGGCCAUCGGGGUCUUCAAUUGAUCUCAAUCCCUACGGAUGAUCCGGGUGAUCCUCUUCGCUGGCCCAGCUGGCUCAAAUUGUCUGUCAUACUCUCGACGUCCUUGGCCAAUUUUGUCUCCAACAUGGGUGGUGCUGGAUUGUCCGUUGCCGUCCCGGUCUUGAUGCAGCAGCUCCAGCGUUCCCAAGAAGAGGUAACCCAGCUACUCACGCUUAACUUUCUGUUCCUGGGCAUUGGCAAUAUCUUCUGGGUCCCGCUUGCGGUCAAGUUUGGCAAACGUGCAUCGAUUAUAUCCUCGAUGCUGCUUCAGGCAGGGGCCCUGGUGUGGUGUGCGGUAGCUACGGGCUAUGACAGCCUCUUGGGCGCAAGAUGCGUUCUUGGAUUUGCUGCUGCUGCUGGCGAAAGUAUCGUACCCGAGAUCGUUGCUGAUAUAUUCUUCGUCCACGAGCGUGCUACGAUGAUGGCAAUCUAUGUUGUCUUGAUCUCUGGAGGCUCAGCCGUUGGCCCCUUAAUUGGAGGUUUUAUGGUAGAGUACGCCUCGGGCACGUGGCGGUCAUACAUGUGGCUUUGCUUCGCGCUCGCCAGUUUCAAUAUAGUGCUCUUGGUCUUCCUCUUCCCGGAAUCGACCUUCAAGCGACCGGAACCUUCUCAGGAACAGGAGUUACAGCCCGUCGCAGAACACAAAGAGACUACGAGUUCAUUCAUCGAGAAUGCCUCAGCUGCAGCUCCAGAGGACUCCUAUACGACCCACACGCCCCCAUUCAAGGGUGUCCUUCGGCCGUUCCAUUACAAUAAGGAUGCCAGCUUUUUCAAGGCAGUGAUCUCGCCUCUCAAGCUGUUGGUUCAUCCGUCGGUCUGUUGGGGCAUCUUUACCUACGGCAUAUCUCUAAGUCCGCAAAUCAUUAUGAUCUUUAACUUCUCCGCUCUGCUAGAAGCGCCGCCAUACCUCUUCCGCUCCGAGUAUGUCGGUCUCAUGGAAAUCGCCGCUAUUGUGGGAUUCCUACUAGCAUGCUACGGCGGUGGCUACCUAUCCGAUAUCGUAAACAGAAUUAUUGCCCAACGCAGCAGCAGUAGCAGCAUCCGCCCCGAACAACGCCUCAUCUCUCUCAUCCCAGGAAUGGCCAUCGGGCCGGCAGGCUGUAUCCUGCUCGCGUUUGCCUGCGGCCACAAACUCCACUGGGCCACCAUCGCGGUUGGCUUCGGAAUGGUCUCGUUUGGGACCGUGUAUACACCCAACAUCGCUCUUACGUACAUCGUGCACUUGCAUCAACAAGAUGCCGCGAACUGUCUUGUCUCAAUUAGCUUGGUCAAAAACCUGGUGGCAUUUACGUUUCUGUAUGUUGCUGUGGACUGGGUUGAGAGGGAGGGUUACGUGCAGGUUUUUAUGAUCAUGUUUAUGUUGAAUGUUUUAGCUCUUCUCUGUGCGGUCCCGUUGUAUUUUCUGGGACGGAGGAAGGACUUGAACGUAUAUAAUGGGAUGGAGGGGCGUGCGUAA
Messenger RNA from Aspergillus welwitschiae, 1668 nucleotides. Its product is annotated as putative MFS transporter. The coding region runs from base 1 to 1668 and encodes 555 amino acids. The record is from RefSeq and is a predicted model, not a curated record. Gene Ontology annotation, molecular function: transmembrane transporter activity. Gene Ontology annotation, biological process: transmembrane transport. Lineage: Eukaryota; Fungi; Ascomycota; Eurotiomycetes; Eurotiales; Aspergillaceae. The transcript is spliced from 8 exons.